This is a messenger RNA of Drosophila subobscura, 1629 nucleotides long. It is a transcript of the gene Got2, whose product is annotated as aspartate aminotransferase, mitochondrial. Bases 115 to 1398 code for a protein of 427 amino acids. The transcript has 3 exons. Gene Ontology annotation, biological process: L-aspartate catabolic process; biosynthetic process. Gene Ontology annotation, molecular function: L-aspartate:2-oxoglutarate transaminase activity; pyridoxal phosphate binding. Gene Ontology annotation, cellular component: mitochondrion. The record is from RefSeq and is a predicted model, not a curated record. Lineage: Eukaryota; Metazoa; Arthropoda; Insecta; Diptera; Drosophilidae.
GACUAGUUUAGUAUUCACCUGAAGUUCAUCGGUUGUUCUACCGUUUGCCGGCAUUUACCGCUCAUAAUUAUUACGAGUAAAUAGUACAUUUAUUUUGUGCAUUUAAAAGCAAACAUGUCGCAGAUCUGCAAGCACAGUUUGCUGUUGAGCAAUCGUGUGGCACCCUCGGCUGCCGCAGCCUUGCGUUGCAAAUCAUCAUGGUUCACGGAAGUGAAAAUGGGUCCACCCGAUGCCAUUUUGGGUGUAACAGAGGCCUUCAAGCGGGACCAGAACCCCAAGAAGAUGAAUGUGGGCGUUGGUGCUUAUCGCGAUGAUAACACCAAACCCUUCGUGCUGCCCAGCGUGCGGGAGGCCGAAAAGCGUGUGGUCAAUCGCGGCUUGGACAAGGAGUAUGCGCCCAUCAUUGGCUUCCCCGAGUUCUACAACAAAGCCAUCGAGCUGGCCUUGGGCAAGGAUUCGAAGCGGCUGCAGGCCAAGCACAAUGUCACCACCCAGACAAUCAGUGGCACCGGCGCUCUCCGCGUGGGUGCUGCCUUCUUGAGUCGCUUCUGGACUGGCUGCCGCGAUGUGUACAUGCCCAAUCCUACUUGGGGCAACCAUGUGCCAAUUUUCGAGCACAGCGGACUGUCCGUGAAGCGUUAUCGCUACUACAAUCCCGCCAGCUGCGAUCUGGACUUCGCUGGCAUGAUUGAGGAUCUGAAGAAAAUCCCCGAGGGAGCUAUUGUGCUGCUGCAUGCCUGCGCACACAACCCCACUGGCGUGGAUCCCACUGUGGAGCAGUGGCGUGAGAUCUCCAAGGUGGUGAAGGACCGCAAGCUGUAUCCCUUCAUUGACUUCGCCUAUCAGGGCUUUGCCUCCGGCGAUGUGGAUCGUGAUGCUCAGGCGGUGCGCAUCUUUGAGGCCGAUGGCCAUGACUUCUGCCUGGCGCAGAGCUUUGCCAAGAACAUGGGUCUGUAUGGCGAGCGUGCUGGCGCUUUCUCCGUGAUCUGCACCGAUGAGGAGGAGGCUGCACGUGUGAUGUCACAGGUGAAGAUCAUCAUUCGUGGCUUGUACUCGAGCCCGCCCAUCCAUGGUGCUCGCAUUGCGGCUGAGAUUCUGAACAACGAUGAUCUGCGCAAACAGUGGCUGGUGGAUGUCAAGCAGAUGGCCGAUCGCAUCAUUGAUGCACGCUGCACGCUGAGGGAGAACCUCAAGAAGCUGGGCUCCAGCCGCAGCUGGGAGCACAUUGUCAACCAGAUUGGCAUGUUCUGCUAUACGGGACUGAAGCCCGAACAGGUGACAAAGCUGGCCAAGGACUACAGCAUCUACAUGACACAGGAUGGUCGCAUUUCCAUGGCGGGUGUGUCCAGCAAGAAUGUUGACUAUCUGGCCGAGAGCAUACACAAAGUGACCAAGUAGAAGGUGGACCAUAGACAGUGGAGUGGAGGUUUUCAGUAGAGCUAAGCUACUUAUCGGCACCUGUGCACGGCACCACAAGCAACGAAAUUUAAAUCGUGAAAUUUUUAGUCAAACUAAUUGCAUUUUCUCACACACAAUCACUGGCACUUCUCUCUCUCUCUCUAGAUAACUCUUUGUAAAUAAGCUAAAAGAUCUGCCUUUUGGUAAAGUAAAGCAUUUUAAAUGUUAAUG